CGGCCCGCGGCCCCGGUACCGGCACCGGCACCGGCACCGGCACCGGCACCAUGCACUCGGACGAUGUUGUCUGGGACAUGCUGGGGAACAGACAGUUCUGCUCCUACAAGAUGACGACAAAGACGCAGAACUUCUGCCGCAAUGAGUACAACCUGACAGGCCUCUGCAACCGCUCCUCCUGCCCGCUGGCCAACAGCCAGUACGCCACCGUCCGGGAGGAGAAAGGCCGCUGUUACCUGUACAUGAAGGCCAUCGAGCGAGCGCCCUUCCCCCGCCGCCUCUGGGAGCGGGUGCUGCUGAGCAAGAACUACGAGAAGGCUCUGGAGGAGAUCGACGAGAACCUCAUCUACUGGCCGCGCUUCCUGCGGCACAAGUGCAAGCAGCGCUUCACCAAGAUCACGCAGUACCUGAUCCGCAUCCGCAAGCUGACGCUCAAGAGGCAGAGGAAGCUCGUUCCUCUGCGCAGGAAGAUCGAGAGGCGAGAGAAGAGAAGAGAGGAGAAGGCCCUGAUUGCUGCCCAGCUGGAUAAUGCCAUUGAGAAGGAACUGCUGGAAAGACUAAAGCAGGAUACAUAUGGAGACAUUUACAACUUCCCCAUCCACGCCUUUGACAAGGCUCUGCAGCAGCAGGAUGCCGCGAGCGAGAGCGAGUCUGAUGCAGAGAGGGAAGAUGAAGAUGAUGAGGACACAGACAAAAGAGAGUUUGUGGAAGCAGAUGAGAGUGACCUCAGCGACUUUGAGGACAUGGACAAACUGGAGACAAGUACUGAAGAGGAGCAGGAAGAGGAGGAAGAAGUAGAGACAAAAGCCUCUCACUCCAAAUCGAAAGGGAAGACUCCCCUGAAGGGCCCAGCCCGGAGGAAACGUGCCCACAUUGAGCUGGAGUAUGAAGAGGAGACAGAGCCAGCCAGCAAAACCAAAGCAGCCUGAUGCCUCCUGGGCCCCACUCUGCACUGAGGGACAGGACUGCAGCUGCCACCAGGACUCCUUCCAGCUCUGCAGGACCCUCACUAACUCCUCCUUUGCCCUCACUCUUGAUGACCUUCUUUAAAAAAAGAACAUUUCUGUCUUGG
Molecule: messenger RNA, 1072 nt
Organism: Pogoniulus pusillus (Red-fronted tinkerbird)
Lineage: Eukaryota; Metazoa; Chordata; Aves; Piciformes; Lybiidae
Gene: MAK16
Product: MAK16 homolog
Exons: 10
Coding region: 51-929 (292 amino acids)
Biological process (GO): maturation of 5.8S rRNA; maturation of LSU-rRNA
Cellular component (GO): nucleolus; preribosome, large subunit precursor
Source: RefSeq, a predicted model, not a curated record